Molecule: messenger RNA, 5951 nt
Organism: Triplophysa rosa
Lineage: Eukaryota; Metazoa; Chordata; Actinopteri; Cypriniformes; Nemacheilidae
Product: complement C3-like
Exons: 40
Coding region: 339-5009 (1556 amino acids)
Cellular component (GO): extracellular region
Molecular function (GO): protein binding; endopeptidase inhibitor activity
Source: RefSeq, a predicted model, not a curated record
UACAGUGUACCUAUAAAUAGUAAAUUUAGGAAUGGUCUCCUCAUUUUUUCCGUGACUGGAUAUAGUUCAACCGAACCUCAUUGCAGUGCUGAUUUAAAACAUCCUGAUCAAUAUUCUCCUGACCUCUACAAGAUCAACACAGCAGUUGCCAAUUUAUCAAAGGUUGAAUGUACACGACUGUUGUUUUGUAGGCCGUGUACAGUUAACUUUACACAUUCUCGUGAGCUGUUUAUUAAUCUUCUGUUUGACUUACAAAACUAUACUGACCGAAAACACACUGAUGUUGAGAAUAAAUCUGUGAGGCAAACACGAACAGACGCUCACAGUAACAGACAGUCAUGAAUGUGGAUCUGCUGUGGUCGACGGUUGUUCUUCUCUCUUCACCUCUCCUCACAUCAUGUGACCCGCUAUUCGUUCUGUCGGCUCCUAAUUUGCUGAGGGUGGGUUCCUCAGAGAACGUGUUCGUGGAGGCUCAGGAUCAUAAUGGAGGAGAUUUGAGUGUGAACAUCGUGGUGAAAAACUUCCCAACCAAAAGCAAUGAUCUGCUGCGUAAAACUGUGAUCCUGACCACGGAAAAUAACUUCCAGGUCCUUACAGACAUAAAGAUUCCUACCGACGCAAACUUUUUCGAGAGAGAUGCGGAGAAGCAGUUUGUGUAUUUACAGGCUGAAUUUCCUACUAAAACCCUGGAGAAAGUGGUCAUGGUGUCAUUUCAGUCGGGAUAUAUAUUUGUACAGACAGACAAACCCAUCUACACACCUGCUAGCACAGUUCAGUACCGGGUUUUCUCUCUGACUCCAAACCUGCAUCCACACAGUCAGUCUGGAGUCUCAGUGGAUAUCAUGAAUCCACAAGGCAUCACGGUUGCAACAGAGAAGGUUUUUCCAACGCAAGGGAUGAAGUCUGGAAAGUACAAAAUUCCUGAGGUUGCCAGUCCUGGGAUCUGGAAGGUGGUCACACGGUACGCAAACACCCCACAGAAGACGUUCUCUUCAGACUUUGAGGUCAAAGAAUACGUGCUUCCAACUUUUGAAGUCACAUUAAGCCCCAGCAGGUCGUUCUUCUAUGUUGGCGAUGAGCGUCUAACAGUCGACAUUACUGCCGAGUAUCUGUUUGGGAAGAAGGUUAAGGGACAAGCGUUUGUGGUGUUUGGUGUGAUGGAUGGUGAGAGUAAAACAAGUAUCUCCGCCUCUCUACAAAGAGUCCCGAUAGCUGUAAGAAAGGGUUCAGCAGAACUGACCAGGGACAUGAUCACUCAGACCUUUCCAAACAUCAACAAGCUGGUUGGGAAAUCAAUCUUUGUUUCGGUCAGCGUUUUAACAGAGACCGGCAGUGAAAUGGUGGAAGCACAAAAGAGAGGCAUUCAGAUUGUGACGUCACCGUACACCAUCCACUUCAAGAGAACACCUCAAUUCUUCAAACCUGGAAUGCCCUUUGACGUCUCGGUUUACGUGACAAAUCCUGACCAGACGCCUGCUAAAAAUGUGCAAGUGGAGGUCAACCCUGGAGGGAUCAGAGGUCAAACAAAAGCCAAUGGCAUUGCAAAGGUCACCGUCAAUUCUCAGAGAGAUUCUCGAUCACUGCAGAUCACCGCAAAGACCAUAGAUCCACAAUUACAAAAUGAACAGCAGGCAGUGAAGACGAUGACAGCUCAAGCGUACAUUCCCAAAAGCAACUCCCAAAACUACCUGCACGUCGGCAUCGAUGCUGCCGAGCUCGAGAUCGGUGAUCAAAUGAAAGUCAAUCUGAACACAGGGAAGAGUCCAGGAGCCAAAGAUCAAGAUUACACCUACAUGGUCAUCAGUAAAGGACAGAUCGUGAAGGUGGACAGGUUUAAGAGAAGAGAGCGAGCUUUAGUCACUCUCUCUCUACCUGUGACCAAAGACAUGGUGCCGUCUUUCCGCUUCGUGGCGUAUUAUCACGUGGGAUCAGAUGAGGUGGUGUCUGACUCCGUCUGGGUUGAUGUGAAGGACACAUGUAUGGGAGCACUCAGUCUUGAGGUAAAGAACAAGGCCAACACUUAUAAUCCGGGUGAUGAGUUCAGCUUGAAAAUAACUGGAGAUCCCGGAGCUAAAGUUGGGCUGGUGGUGGUUGACAAGGCUGUGCAUGUCCUCAACAAGAACAGACUCACACAGUCGAAGGUCUGGGACGUGAUCGAGAAACAUGACACAGGUUGUACAGCAGGCAGUGGAAGAGACAGUAUGGGGGUUUUCUAUGACGCUGGUCUGAUGUUUGAGUCCAGCACCGCUGGAGGAACCAACACCAGAACAAUGAACGAGUGCCCUACUCCUUCAAAGAGAAGACGGAGAUCAGACGAGUUAGAUUAUACAGACUCUGAUGAGAUUGUGUCACGGACACAGUUCCCUGAGAGCUGGCUUUGGGAGGAGGUGACGGUUCCUCAAUGCCAAGAUGAAACCUGCGUACUAUCAAAAGACAGAAUCUACCUGAAAGAAUCCAUCACAACCUGGCAAAUCUUAGCCAUCAGCUUGUCAAACACAAACGGUAUCUGUGUGGCAGAUCCUCUGGAGAUGGUGGUUUUUAAGAAGUUUUUCAUCGACCUCAAGAUGCCGUACUCGGCCGUUCGCAACGAGCAGCUGGAAAUCAAAGCCAUCAUUCACAAUUCCAGCCCACGGAAGACGAAGGUGCGUGUGGAGUUUAUGGAGACGCAACACAUUUGCAGCGCUGCCAGUAAGAAGGACAAAUACAGAACAAUUGUAGAAGUCGACGGCUCUUCUAGCAGAUCCGUUCCAUACGUGAUCAUUCCCAUGGAGUUGGGCGAACAUCAGAUUGAGGUGAAGGCUGCGGAGGACAAUUCUUUCUACACUGAUGGAGUGAAGAAGACCCUGAAUGUGGUGUCUGAGGGCGUCCGACAAGUGUUGAGGGAGAAAACUGUGAAGCUUAAUCCGACGAAGCACGGUGGAGAACAACAUGAAGUUAUAAGAACUUCCACUCCAGUUGAUCGGGUUCCAGACACACCUGCCAGCACUCUCAUCACAGUAACCGGUGAGGAGACGACUCAAACGGUCGAGCAGGCCAUCAGUGGAGAUUUGAUGGGUCGACUCAUUUACCAGCCCAGCGGGUCUGCAGAGGGAAAUAUGAUGGGCAUGACUCUACCUCUCAUUGCCACUCAUUAUCUGGACAGCACCAAUCAGUGGGAGGCUGUCGGCAUGGACCGUCGAAGUGAAGCUGUUAAACACAUCACCACAGGUUAUCAAAGGCAGCUGGCCUACCGCAAAACUGAUGGGUCUUACGCCGCCUGGGUUCAUAUGCAGAGCAGCACCUGGUUGACGGCAUACGUGGCUAAAAUCUUUGCUAUGGCCAGUAACCUCGUUGCUGUAGAAGAAAAUGUGCUCUGCAGCGCCCUCAAGUGGCUGGUUAUCAACAAACAACUGCCAGACGGAUCUUUUAAAGAGGAUGCAGCUGUAAUUAAUAGGGAGAUGGUUGGUGAUGUACGUGGGAAAGAUGGAGACGCUUCUCUGACUGCGUUUGUUCUCAUCGCCAUGCAGGAGGGCAGCGAGUUUUGUGCCAGAUCAGUUCAUUAUCUUCAUAACAGUAUGAAAAGGGCUGUUGGCUGUCUGGAAGGUAAACUUCAGAAACUGACCAAUCCUUACGCUGUCGCUAUGACAUCCUACGCCAUGGCCAACGCCAACAAACUCAAUAAAGAUGUGUUGAUGAAGCACUCCACUAAACAGGAAGCCGGCACCGCUUGGAUUGUCCCGGAACAACAUUAUCAUUCUCUGGAGGCCACAGCCUAUGCCGUGCUGGCCCUCGUCAAAGCAAAAGAUUACGACAAAGCAGGAGAAGCCGUGCACUGGCUGGCCAGACAACAAUCUCACUAUGGUCGUUAUCAAAGCACACAGGCGACCAUCAUGGUGUUCCAGGCGGUGGCUGAAUACCGCACGCAGGUGAAGAAAGACCUUGAUUUCUAUCUGGACGUGGAGGUGUUUGUGGAAGGAAGAAGCAAACCAAUCAGAUGGGGUUUCAGAAAGGAUAACAUGCACGUUACACGCUCGGACAAGAUUGAUCUCAAUAAGAACUUUAACGUGACGGCUAAAGGAACUGGAACAGCCACUCUCUCAGUGCUCAUGCUUUAUUUUGCCAAGCCUGCGGUGAAGAUUUCUGACUGUAAACACUUUGAGCUGAGUGUUAAAAUGGCACGAGAUCGUGAAGUAAGUUACACCGGAGCCCUUGAAAGUUACACGCUCACUUUGGAAUUCUUAAGAGACGCCACUAUGAGUAUUCUGCAUGUGGGUUUACUGACAGGGUUCGUAGUGGAUGAAAGAGAUCUCUCAGAGUUGACCAUGGGCAGAGACAGAGCCAUUCAGAAAUUUGAGAUGAACAGAGGGCUCUCGGUGCGAGGGUCCCUCAUCCUCUACCUCAAUAAGGUUUCUCAUGCAGAAAGAGAUAGAAUCGCCUUCAGAAUGCACAAGGUCAAUAAAGUGGGUUUGCUUCAACCUGCUGCAGUCACCGUUUAUGAAUAUUAUUCACCAGACGCACGCUGUAUGAAGUACUACCACCCUGAUAAGGAGGACGGCGCUCUGAGCAGAUUAUGUCAUGGAGAUGUGUGUCAGUGUGCUGAAGAAAACUGCAGUUAUCAGAAUAAAAACAAGGUCAAUGCAGAUCAACGUUUGAACAAGGCUUGUGAAGCCAGCAUGGAUUAUGUUUAUAAAGUCACAGUGGAGGGUGUGAAUCUGGGGACACACACAGACGUCUAUAAUAUGAAGGUGAAUCGAGUCCUGAGAGAAGGAAUUUGUGAGGAUGUGACAGUGCAGCAGGUGAGAAAGUUCCUGGCUUCUCCCAUCUGCAGAAAUUCUUUGGGACUCUUACAUGGCAAGUCGUACCUCAUCAUGGGUAAAGCCCCAACGGGACUGGAGUACGUCUUGGGCGAGCAGACAUGGAUCGAGUACUGGCCAACAAGAGAAGAGAGCCAAACUCCAGAAUACAGGGACAGAUACCUGGGCAUCAUUGAACUCGGCAAUAAUCUCCUCACACAAGGAUGCUCUGAAUAACAAGCGUUUCUUCAUUAGAUCAGACUAUCAGAUAUUCUGUCUAUAGAUCAAGACUCUAAACAAAGAUGUUCAAGAUCAAAUAAGCCAAAUGUUCAGAGACUACAGUAUUCAUAAUGGAUUUGAAACUCAUUCACUGUAAAAAUUGAACAGUUGGAUCAACUUAAAAAAAUGAGUCCAAAUGGUAAAACCUAAAAAAGUGAAGUUGGUCCAAUUUAAAUUUCGCAGCUGACAAAAGUGUAAAAAAUGAUCAGUUGGAUCAACUUAAAAAAUUACUUCAAUUGGUAACACUUAGAAAAAUUAAGUUGGUCCAACUUAAAUUUCCUUAUCUACGAAAAGUCACCAUCAUGGUGAUCAGUGUUUCCUUGAGUUGAACUCAAGACUCACAUUCCUAUUUCAUUGCACAGAACAACCUUCUAAGAACCAGUAUAUGUACACGCACGCACACACACAGUAGGCCUAUGUAAUAUAUAUAUACAGUUGUGUUCAAAAUAAUAGCAGUGUGUUUAAAAAAAGUGAGUAAAGCUCAAAAUCCUUAUAAUAACUUUCAUGUCAAUACACAAAUGCAUUGGGAACACUGUACAUUCUAUUCUAAAUCAAAACAUGAAGAAAAAAAGUAUCAAAUGUGUUAUUACUCUACAGAAAGUGAAGAAAAAGGAAUGUUAGGCUGUUCAGGAAAAUAGCAGUGUCUGCAUUUUUCUUUACAAAGUCAAACAUUUAUUGUAUAAAAUGAAAAAUGUUUGAAGAUGUAGCGUUCUUGUGAAUCACUGAACUAAUAUUUAGUUGUAUAGCCACGGUUUCUGAGAACUGCUUCACAUCUGUGUUGCAUGGAAUCGACCGACUUCUGGCACCUGUGAACAGGUAUUCCAGCCCAGGACGAUUGCACUACAGACCACAAUUCCUCUGCAUUUCUUGCUUUUGCCUCAGAAACAGCGUUUUUGAUGU